This is a messenger RNA of Phoenix dactylifera (date palm), 3485 nucleotides long. The record is from RefSeq and is a predicted model, not a curated record. Lineage: Eukaryota; Viridiplantae; Streptophyta; Magnoliopsida; Arecales; Arecaceae.
GGUUGAUAUGAUACUUGGUGGGAUACAUAGAAGCUCAGUUAUGUAAUUGUAAUACUGGUUUGUUAGUAACAAGUUCUUUGUGGCAAUGAGUUCAACAUAAAUGUGAAAUCAAAACAGUAUCAUGAUUUAUUUGUUGAAGCUCAACCUUGAUAUUGUAAUGCUGAUUGCAAGUGUUAGAAGAACAAUAAUAAUUAUUGUAGCUGAUUUUAUUUCAUUCCUAUUUCUCACUGUGAACCUAUAUUGAAGUUCUAUUUUUUUAGUUUCUAAACACAUACCUAUAUACUUUAUUUGAUGGUAAGAAAGGUGAAGUAUCACCCAUUUUUUAAUACCGAAAUAUAGUAUGGCUAUGAUGUUUAUAUACUAUUCCUUUUUUUCUUUUAUUUUGUUAGCAUAGGUUUGGUUGAUAAGCACUCUCUCUUACAAUUUAUAUCGUGCAUAUUUAUUUAUUCAAUGUAAAAGUUUUUAAAUGGAGCAACAACUAUUCAAAUUGAAGGUGAAAUUUGGAGGAUAUUUUAAGAAGAUUAAAAGUUCUACAGGAAUGAAGUACUACUUUGAGAGACAAAAGAGUUGGUUAGUUGAUGUUGACUGUUAUUGCUACAAGGACCUCUAUGAUGAUAUAGUGCAUACCUUUAAUUUGAAGCUUGAAGAGACCAUAAAGAUUUGGCCUGUGAUUAGAGAUUUAACGCCUAAGUCUUAUAUGAUAUUAGACACAGAUCAGAAAUUGAUGAGUUUGUUUGAGGAGUAUAAGGAUUUGAAAGAGUGCUUCUUAUUUGUCACAAAAGAGGCCAAUAUUAUACAACUUUCUCAAUCAACACUAGACAGCCAAGAUCAAAUUGAAACAUGUAGAAGUACUGCAACUGCAAUAGAAGAGAUUCGAGUGGAUGAAGUAAGAGAGAACCAAAGGCACAACGAUAGUGAGCAUCUAGCUACAAUAGGCAUUGAUAUCUUAGCUACUGCUAUUGAAAAUAAUGACUAUAUUGGGGUAAAUGAUGAAACUUUAUUUCAAGAGGAGCAGGAAACAGAUACUGAAAUUUAUAGUUCUGAGAGUAGCUAUCACAGUAUUUAUAAUAGUGAUUCUGACGAUGAUGAUGAAAAUAUCAUAGACCACGGGGGAGAGACAUAUGAGAUGGAUAUUGAGAAUCCUACCAUGGCCGUAGGGGCAAAAUAUACAAGUCGAGAACAGUUCAAGGUUGCACUGAGUCAGUAUGCUAUAUUGAAUGAAUUUGCCGUAAGAAUUCUCAAAAGUGAGCCCGGUAGAAUGACAGUGAGUUGCAAAGAUGAAGCUUGUAAUUGGAGGCUUCAUGCUUCAUUAUUAUGCGAUGGUCAUACAUUUCAGGUUAAAAAAUUAAAGGAACCUCAUACGUGCUCAUCUAUAAACAAAUGUGGCAACAAGAUGGCUACACAAUUUUGGAUAUGUGAUAAGAUCAUUGGUUGGCUACGAAAAGAGGGUAACCUGUCGCCUAUUGAGCUAAGAAGGAAAUUGUUGCAAUUCCAUCAUCUUGAGCUUCCAUACCACAGAGUUUGGCGAGGAAAGGAGCUUGCCAUGUCUAUGAUUCAUGGUAAUUGGGCAGAUUCUUUUGAGAGAAUGGAGGAUUUCAAGGAGGAGCUUUUGAGAAGAAACCCGGAUAGUGUAGUAAAGCUAAAGUUAGAUAUGGUUGGUGAUAAGCAUUACUUCCAUCACUUCUUUAUUUGUCUACGUGCUUGCAGUACGGGCUUUUUAGCUGGUUGUAGGCCUUUUAUAGGCCUAGAUGGUCGCCACUUAAAGGGGAAGUACAGGGGUGUGAUGAUGGCUGCUACAUCACUUGAUGGAAAUAAUGGUUUGUUUUCAGUUGCUUUUGGUGUUGCAGAAUCUGAAAAUAGUGAUAGUUGGACUUGGUUUUUAGAGGCACUUAAAGAAUCAAUUCAAACUCCAGAAGGUCUAGUACUUGUAUCAGAUCGACAAAAGGGAUUGGAAAAAGCAGUACAACAUAUAUACCCCCAAGCAGAACAUAGAAAAUUCAUGAGACACUUGUACAAAAACUUUCAAACAAAAUUUUCAGGAUACUGGCUUAAAAUUAAGUUAUGGGGAGCUGCAAGGGCAUACACAAAAGUCCAACAUGACGAUAUCAUCAAUCAAAUUAAGGAGGCUAGCUUGGAGGCAUUCAAGUAUCUUAGUGCUGAAAAUAUUGGUUUAUGGAGUAGAUCUCAAUUUGGCAUCACAGCUAAGUGCUCCUAUAUAACAAACAACCUUUCGGAGUUAUUCAAUGCUUGGAUUUCUGAGGCCAGACAUAGGCCAGUUCUUGAUUUAUUAGAUGUUGUAAGACAAAAAAUUAUGGUGAAAAUGGAAGGAAGAAGGAGAAUGGUUGCCCGCUGGAAAGAAAAUUUAGUUCCUGUGGUAAUGAAGUAUGUAAGAGACAUCAGCCUUUAGCUAGGUGAUUAUAAUGUUUAUAGAACCAAUGAUUACAGAGCAGAAGUAAUUGAGACUAAUGGAAGGCAUGAAGUAAUUCUAAAUGAACAAAGGUGUUCUUGUCGUUUGUGGAAGGUGUCAGGCAUUCCUUGUGUGCAUACUGCAGCUUUUAUUUGUAGUAUGAGAUGUGCAAAUUUAGAAAAUUAUGUCUCGGAGUCCUUCACCAUUGCCAAGUAUAAGAUUGCCUAUGCAUUAGAAAUUGGACCAUUACUUGACAAGGCCCAAUGGAUAAAAGUUGAUAUUGGAUACAAGGUAUUGCCUCCUAAGCUCAGUCUACGACCUCCAGAAAGGCCUAAAAAGAAGAGAAUUAGGGGUACAGAUGAGAAUACAUCGAAGAAGAUGCACAAAUGUAAGCAUUGCGGUGAGCUUGGGCAUCAUGCAAAGACUUGCAAAAAUCUAAUAAUGGAGGAAUCUCAAGCUUUAAUAUCCUCUUCUUCUGCACCGAAGAAGCUUGAGAGGUAACAUAUAGCACUACUCUAACUUAAUGAUGUUUGUCCUUUAUCACUUGCUUAUCAUUGAAAUAUUGCAAGCCUAAGAAAAAUGGUUCAAGAGGAAGAGUGUCAAUUACAGGAGGCACACAUGCAAUGUAUAUAGCACCAAGAGGAAAAAAAACAAAGGACGACCCCGCAAGCAAGCUAAGCGAAUGGAAACUUUAGUUGGAGAAGAUAAUGCCUACCCACAAUCUUGAUUGGUAUAUAAUUGGAUAUAUUUAUCCCAACUUUUGCACCUUAUUUGCUUUCAAGUUAUUUGGAUCACUUUAGCGUUAUUACUAAACAUAAUUUAUUAGUUGAUAUAGAGUUAAUUCUCACACUUAUUCUUUUUCAUUUUUUUGCAAAUUGCAGAUUUGAUCGCAUGUUUUGCUGGAGUAGUGGAGAUUAUGUUGGAGAUUAACAUCUCCACAACCUAUCUUAUUAAAUAUUUUUUUCAGCCAACAUCUCAUGAACAAAAGAAUGUAAUUUAUCAAGAUUCCCAUGUUACACAUAAUCCUUUCAUUCUUUAUCUCUGGUUUCUCACAAAUAGUGCAACAUUCUUUUGUUAA